UUUCCAUUUUCAUUUUCCCUCUUUAAAAUUGGGGGUUUCUAAGCGUACUCUGUACAUUUUUGCGCCAGAACGAAGGUUUUUGAUUUUGAAACCAUGGUUGAAGAAGCGUCGGCAUCGGUGGGCGAAACCCUACCCCAAAACGCGCUGGAGACUCAGAGGUCCAACGAGGCCACCAUCACAGAGGGAGCUCAGGGAGGCGCCGAGUCUACUUGCAACAACGACAACGCGGAAGCUUCAGCUGUCACUUCCGACGGAGAUCGCGAGAAGUCGCUGGAGUUUGCCGACGAGUUGAUGGAGAAGGGUUCCAAGGCCAUCAAAGACUCUGAUUUCGGCGAGGCCACCGAGUGCUUCAGCCGUUCAUUGGAAAUCAGGGUUGCACAUUAUGGCGAACUUGCUCCUCAGUGUGUCAAUGCAUACUUUAAGUAUGGAUGUGCAUUGCUUUACAAAGCUCAAGAGGAGACUGAUCCCUUGGGUGCUGUACCGAAGAAGGAGGAUGAAUCUCAGCAAGGAUCUGCUAAGGUUGGUUCUGUUAAGAACGUUGUAAAUGGUGAAUCUUCUACAGCUUCUGCUUCAAGUAAUGCUGAACAGGAUGAAAGUUUGAAUCAUGAGGAAGGAGCAGCUGAUGAGGGUGCUUCUGGUGAAAAAGACCAGGAAGAAGAACAGGAUGAUAGUGAUGUUGAAGACCUGGCUGAAGCGGAUGAAGAUGAGACUGACCUUGAUUUGGCAUGGAAAAUGCUAGAUGUUGCAAGAGCAAUUGUUGAAAAACACUCAGGUGACACAAUGGAGAAGGUGGACAUAUUAUCAGCUUUGGCAGAAGUUGCAUUGGAAAGAGAGGACAUUGAAACUUCUCUCAGUGACUACCAGAAAGCGCUAUCCAUUUUGGAGCGGUUGGUUGAGCCAGAUAGUCGACGUAUAGCUGAACUAAACUUUCGAAUAUGUUUGUGUUUGGAGAUUGGUUCCAAGCCUGAGGAAGCCAUUCUGUAUUGCCAGAAGGCUAUAUCAAUCUGCAAGUGUCGUGUGCGGCGACUCAUGCUUGAAUCAAGGAGUUUCUCAGAAUCUACGACCUCAUCGGCUGCUUCUGUAUUGGAGCAGGGUGUCACACUCUCCUCAACUGUGACUGAGUCUGAUAGUACUGUGACAGAUAAGCAGGCAGAGAUUGAAACACUAACUGGACUCUCUGGAGAUCUGGAAAAGAAGCUUGAAGAUCUGCAACAACUGGCCUCAAACCCAAAAUCCAUUCUCGCUGAAAUUCUGGGAUUGGCGUCUGCCAAGGCAAAAGGCACUGAGAAGAGUGAAUCUUCAGCAGGGCAGAGCUCUUCACGGAUGGGAGCUGCUGACAACAUUGGAGGCUUUGACUCCCCAACUGUUUCUACUGCUCAUACGAAUGGAACUUCCGGAGUCACACAUCUCGGUGUGGUAGGAAGAGGAGUAAAGCGAGUAUUGAUGCACUCAGGCACUUCGGAAUCAAGCUCAGCGAAGAAACCUGCUUUUGAUUCAUCUGAAGAUAAGGGAGAGGGCAACACAUCAUGAAGGUUAUGGAUUCCAGUAAUUGUAUGAAUAGGAUUGAGAAAUCUUCGUUGGAUUCUAGAUUCUAGUAUUCUAUGCAGUGAUUCCUAGUUCAAACUAGUAGGCUAGUAGAGUUUUUGUAUGGUGAUAAAUCUUACUAUCUAGAAAUUGAGAUGAACUCGUCACGGGCAAUGUGUUUAGUUGGAUAUUUUCCAUGCUAUCAAGUCAUACUAGAUUGUGUCCAUUAAA
This is a messenger RNA of Prunus avium (sweet cherry), 1755 nucleotides long. RefSeq names its product Tetratricopeptide repeat (TPR)-like superfamily protein. Gene Ontology annotation, cellular component: nucleoplasm. NCBI's taxonomy places the organism in Eukaryota, Viridiplantae, Streptophyta, Magnoliopsida, Rosales, Rosaceae. Gene Ontology annotation, biological process: CENP-A containing chromatin assembly; DNA replication-dependent chromatin assembly. Gene Ontology annotation, molecular function: histone binding. The record is from RefSeq and is a predicted model, not a curated record.